Molecule: messenger RNA, 1988 nt
Organism: Aegilops tauschii subsp. strangulata
Lineage: Eukaryota; Viridiplantae; Streptophyta; Magnoliopsida; Poales; Poaceae
Source: RefSeq, a predicted model, not a curated record
CCUGUCAACCGUUUCACAGUUUCACGUAACAACCCUCAUAAGAAAGUUCUAAGUUUUGCUCCUACUUUCCCGUCCUCUUCCUUGCUCAUCACACGUCUCCGUUUGGUGCUGCUGAGAAUCCUGCUGAGAGGGGGAAAGAAAGAGACGUCGGCGAUGGCGCCGCUAAGGCGGGCGGCGAGCGCGGCGGCGGUGCUGCUGGCCCUCACGGGACUUUUUCUUCUCGUGCUCUCUCCCGCGGACGCAGCAACGGCGGCGGUGGAAGGAGGAGAGCUCAGGAUGAAGCAAUCUGAUGGUGGUUACUCUUACAAUAGUACUCUUGCUCAUAUUCUUGUCGAAUAUGCAUCUGCUGUUUAUACAUCCGACCUAACCUCACUUUUGAAAUGGACUUGUCCAAGGUGUGAAGGUCACACGAAGGGUUUUCAGAUGAUAGAGAUCAUUGUAGAUGUAGAGAAAUGUUUACAGGCUUUUGUUGGAGUUGCCCCUGAUCCACGAUCCAUAAUAAUUGCUUUUAGAGGCACCCAAGAACACAGCGCCUCAAAUUGGAUUGAAGAUCUCUUCUGGAAGCAGCUAGAUGUAACUUAUCCAGGCAUGCCGGAUGCAAUGGUCCACCAUGGAUUUUAUUCUGCAUAUUAUAAUACAACUCUGCGGCAUGAGAUCUUGAAAUCUGUUCAGUGGGCAUGGAAGACAUAUGGAAGACUACCCAUAAAUGUUGUAGGUCACUCUAUGGGAGGGGCUUUAGCUUCAUUUUGUGCCCUUGAUCUCUCUGUUAAAUGGGGGUCACACAAAGUUCAGCUCAUAACUUUUGGACAGCCUCGGGUAGGCAAUCCUGCUUUUGCUGAAUACUUCAAUGAGCAGGUUCCAAGAACAAUCCGCGUGACCCAUGAAAAUGAUAUUGUUCCACAUUUGCCACCAUACUUUUAUUACCUAGGCGAAUGGACAUAUCACCACUUUGCAAGAGAGGUUUGGCUUCGGGAGACCAUAGUAGGAAAUGUGGUUACUAGGAAUGAGACAGUCUGUGAUUGUUCAGGAGAGGACCCAACCUGCAGCAGAUCGGUCUACGGGAGAAGUGUGGCAGAUCAUCUUGAGUAUUAUGGUGUUAACCUACAUGCUGAUUCAAGGGGAACAUGUCAAUUUGUGAUUGGCGCAUCCAACUCAGCCUAUGGUGACAUUCUUCAAUUUGAUGGAACUAUCAUCUUAUCAAGAUAUCCACAGAAGCGAUAUCCUGUGGAGUCUAUCUAACCCUUUAGCUGAGGGUGCCUUGGCGUCAGAUAUGCAUUUGUGAUCAAAAGAGUGCUGCCCUUUGAAGGUCUGAGGAGCCAGGAACUGAUCGAAAUCAUGCUGGAACCUGGAUUCCCAAGAUGCAAAGUUGUACAUUAGUCGGCAGUGCCCGGUGGGAAAACUGAGGAUAAAGGAUACAUAUCUAUUCAAAUAUUCUCCAUUGCCAUCUGCUUGCCCUGUAGGGUUGCACCACAUCGGAGAAUCAAGAAGAAUAGAUACUACUUUGCAGCAUAUGAACUGCUACUGUUGUACAGCCUCAUUUGCACAGCAUGUGCUGGAUCAUGGCGUGGCGAAUGCUUGUGCAUUUGAUAAGGACAUAAAACAGGGCGAACAUUGAAAUCUUGAGAGAUGACAGAGAAUUGCGAAUGGCACUGAUUCCACUGUCGCAGAUAGGGUCAGAAGAGAGUGUGAUGGACUGAAUGAGACUGGAAGCCCUCUCUGCCUGAAGAUGCUAUUCUGAACGCCAAGGGAAGCUGAUCCUUCUUCCUGUACAAAUCACCUCUCUCUCCUUAGCCGGUGGAAUUAGAUCCCUGUGCCGUACUGCUGCCAUCCGUGUCGACGUUAGCGCCAUUUUGUGCUUGUUCUGAGCCUCUGUACUAUACGUACAGUAAAAUGAGUGAAGUUAGAAGCCAUGUAGAGAGAAUGUUUCAUCAGGGAUGAAACUCCCAAACAAAAUGAAGAGUAUCAGAGGAAAUGGCAUGUAUAUUGCA